Molecule: messenger RNA, 518 nt
Organism: Linum trigynum
Lineage: Eukaryota; Viridiplantae; Streptophyta; Magnoliopsida; Malpighiales; Linaceae
Source: the annotation of a GenBank genome assembly
CCAAAACCAUCCCGAGAGGGGAGUCGAAUCUAUACCAGAAGUAGUAGUAGGAGUCGUCGCCGGAGCUCCAAGAAGGCCCCUUCAAUAACUUGGCGUAAUUAGAAAACCAAAAGCUCAUCCUCGCCAUGAGCCUCCUUCAAGAACUCCCACGGAAGCUUGCACCAAACGCUGUCCUCGCAGCAUGGCCAAAAGCUAUCGGGCGAAUGGAGCGAAUUGAGGCGGCAGGAGCUGCGCAGCCGGCGCCAUCGCGGCCAUCGUCUCUUCCGCCUUCACAAUGGCGCGAAUGCUCUAUUUCCUCUACUCAAUCGUUUCUGUGCCGAAUCGAAGGAGGGAUGGAGGGACUAGGGGCCGGUGGGAAAAUAAUCGAGUGGUGGGAGAGGGGUCUCGCCACCGCCACACUCACCCGCAGCGUAAGGAAGAAGAGAGGAAGAACAUAGAAGAUUUCAUAUCUGUUUGCCGUCUUGAUGCAGGCGAAAGAACCGAGAGGGAGAGAGAGAAAAUAAAUAAUGUUUAUAUUU